GCGGCGGUUCCGGGAUCCGGGUCCCCAGCUGGCCGCCGCCUCGGGGCGCGCCUGGCCCGGGCCGCAGCUGGCGGGCGCAUGUGGGGGCGCGCGGCGCGGAGGCGCUGCCCGCGGGGGCUGCGGCGCGGCCGGCUGGCGCUGCUGGCCCUGCUGGCGCUGCUGGCGCUGCUGGCACUGGCCGGGCUGAGCUCGGUGCUGCGGGCGCGGCGCGGGGCCGGGGCGGCCGAGCCGGGACCCCCGCGCACCCCGCGCCCCGGGCGGCGCUCGCCGGUGCUGCCGAGGCCCCCGGAGCCGACGGGCGCGCUGGGGGCGAGGGGCGAAGCGGUGCGGCUGCAGCUGCAGGGCGAGGAGCUGCGGCUGCAGGAGGAGAGCGUGCAGCAGCACCAGAUCAACAUCUACCUCAGCGACCGCAUCUCGCUGCACCGCCGCCUACCCGAGCGCUGGAACCCGCUGUGCAAAGAGAAGAAAUACGAUUAUGACAACUUGCCCAGAACCUCUGUCGUCAUCGCUUUCUACAACGAGGCCUGGUCGACUCUCCUUCGGACAGUUUACAGCAUCCUUGAGACGUCCCCGGACAUCCUGCUGGAGGAAAUCAUACUCGUGGAUGACUACAGCGAUCGUGAGCACCUGAAGGAGCGCCUGGCCCAGGAGCUGUCCGGCCUGCCCAAGGUGCGCCUGGUGCGCGCCAACAAGAGGGAGGGCCUGGUGCGGGCCCGGCUGCUGGGGGCCUCAGUGGCCAGGGGCGACGUGCUCACCUUCCUGGACUGCCACUGCGAGUGCCACGACGGCUGGCUGGAGCCGCUGCUGGAGAGGAUCCACGAAGAGGAGUCGGCCGUGGUGUGUCCCGUGAUUGAUGUCAUCGACUGGAACACCUUUGAGUACCUGGGGAACUCCGGGGAGCCCCAGAUUGGUGGUUUUGACUGGAGGCUGGUGUUCACCUGGCACACGGUACCCCAGAGGGAGAGGGAGCGGAUGCGGUCCCCCAUCGAUGUCAUCAGGUCUCCCACAAUGGCUGGUGGGCUGUUUGCUGUGAGUAAGAAAUAUUUUGAAUAUCUGGGGUCUUAUGAUACAGGAAUGGAAGUUUGGGGAGGAGAAAACCUCGAAUUCUCCUUUAGGAUCUGGCAGUGCGGUGGGACCCUGGAGACACACCCGUGCUCUCAUGUUGGCCACGUUUUCCCCAAGCAAGCUCCCUACUCCCGCAACAAGGCUCUGGCCAACAGCGUCCGGGCAGCUGAAGUGUGGAUGGACGAUUAUAAGGAGUUCUACUACCAUCGCAGCCCCCACGCGCGCCUGGAACCCUUUGGGGAUGUGACAGAGAGGAAGCAGCUCCGAGCAAAGCUCCAGUGCAAGGACUUCAAGUGGUUCUUGGAGACUGUCUAUCCAGAACUGCACGUGCCUGAAGACAGACCUGGCUUCUUUGGGAUGCUGCAGAACAGAGGACUAAAGGGAUACUGCUUUGACUAUAACCCUCCUGGUGAAAACGAAGUUGUGGGACAGCAGGUCCUUCUGUAUCCCUGUCACGGGUUGGGCCAGAACCAGUUUUUUGAGUACACGUCGCGGAAUGAAAUCCGCUAUAACACCCACCAGCCAGAGGCCUGCAUCGCCGCGGGCCUGGAAGUGGACAUUCUCACCAUGCAGCUCUGCACGGAGAAGGAAGUCCCCGAGAGCCAGAAGUUCAUCCUGCAGGUGGAUAGUUAUUUAUUUCACGUACAGUCCAGGAAAUGUGUCCAGGCUGAGAAGGCGGCAUCUGGCAACAGCUUCGUGCCGCUCUUACGAGACUGCACCAGCUCAGACCAUCAGAAAUGGUUCUUCAAGGAGCGCAUGUCCUAGUGUCUCCGGGCGGGAGCCCCUCAGAGGAGACUGGGGGCCUCUGGACUCCACGCCCAGUGGACGCUCAGCUGAGGGCAGUGACAGUCCCCCCAAAAAACUGAUGCUCCACUUUUGUAAGGAAAUCAUUUUGCAAGAUGUGAAUGUGAUGUUGGACAUAGUAAAAACACGCAUAAGCUUUGCACUCUGAUUUUUGAAAACUCGUUCCAAAAUACCCUCUUUCCAAAGGGUGAUCAUAAAAUGUUAACUCUCGGGAUUCAGAAAAUUAAACUUUAUAGUAUUUUUCUAUCAAGA
Molecule: messenger RNA, 2121 nt
Organism: Choloepus didactylus (southern two-toed sloth)
Lineage: Eukaryota; Metazoa; Chordata; Mammalia; Pilosa; Megalonychidae
Gene: GALNT12
Product: polypeptide N-acetylgalactosaminyltransferase 12
Exons: 10
Coding region: 79-1830 (583 amino acids)
Cellular component (GO): Golgi apparatus
Source: RefSeq, a predicted model, not a curated record